This is a messenger RNA of Malaclemys terrapin pileata, 7442 nucleotides long. Its product is annotated as zinc finger protein 271-like. Gene Ontology annotation, biological process: negative regulation of transcription by RNA polymerase II. The coding region runs from base 346 to 2139 and encodes 597 amino acids. Gene Ontology annotation, molecular function: DNA-binding transcription repressor activity, RNA polymerase II-specific; RNA polymerase II cis-regulatory region sequence-specific DNA binding; DNA-binding transcription activator activity, RNA polymerase II-specific. The record is from RefSeq and is a predicted model, not a curated record. Gene Ontology annotation, cellular component: nucleus. The transcript has 6 exons. NCBI's taxonomy places the organism in Eukaryota, Metazoa, Chordata, Testudines, Emydidae.
UCCCCGUUCGUCUCCCCACAGGCGUAAAGUUACUUCCGCUGCUGUCCCCGUGUGAUCCAGGAGCGCGGGCUGAGCGGGGCGGGGCCGGCAGCGGCAGGAGGGGCCCGGAGCGGGGCUGUGGAGAACCCCGCCCCCAACGGAGGGGCAGCACCGCCUACCAACGCCGCGCGCGCUGCGUUCCAACGGCCCUAACUGCCGCAACCGUCACGUGUCUCGUUCUCUCGGCCCGGCGCCGCACGGGAUCCGUCACUUCCGGGGGGAGCUCCGGGCCCGCGGGAGAGCCGGCGAGGCCAACUCCCCAAGCCUCCUUUUCCAGGCGAGGCCAACUCCUCAACAUUCACACCAAUGGGGAGGAUUUAUAAGGGAGGUCCUCACACACCCCACUUCCAGCAAAGAGCACCGGCCCAUCUUUUAAAGGAACGGGGUAGGAUACCCUAUUGCCUCCGGUACGGUGGGCGAUUUCCAGGGACUUCCCCUCUCUCCGAGCAAGGGGAGGGAGCCCAUGGCUCCAAAAGGAAGAUCUGCAAACUUCAAAAGGAAGAUCUGGGGCUACAGAAUAACGUCCACGUUUCGCUCCAGAUCAUCCCCUCCUCCCAGGGGGAAGGAAAUGGCUGCAAUGGAGCUGGCUCAGGGUUUCCAGUUUCCAAACCUGAUGUGAUCUCACAGCUGGAACAAGGGGAAGAGCUGUGGAUCCUGGACCUCCAGGGCUCUGAGAAAGUAGAGCUCCCCAGAGGUGAUGGGAUGGUGAGUGAGAAUGAGGAGAAACCCCAGCAGGAAGAUGCUGAGCAAGUAGAACCACAUGGAACAUUAUCAGGAAGAUCCAAAGGGAAUGUUUUCGGGAGUUGUGCACUCCAAGAAAAAGCAAAAGCCUGUGAGACUCAGGAGAGGCUAGAGGAAAACUUCAGUAGCCACUCAAACCUUAUAACCCGCGACAGAAUCAACUUGGAAGAGACACGCUACACAUGCCAUGAGUGCGGGAAAAGCUUCAAUGGGAACGCUGCCCUUAUCACACAUCAAACAAUCUACACGGGUGAGAAAGCUUAUGGAUGCUCUGAGUGUGGGAAACGCUUCAUUGAUAGUUCAACCCUCACCUCACAUCAGCGAAUCCACACAGGAGAAGCGCCCCACAUAUGCUCUGAGUGCGGGAAACGCCUCAGUCGGAGCUCACACCUUAUCAGACAUCAGAGAAUCCACACAGGCGAGAGGCCCUACACGUGCUCUGAGUGUAGGAAAAGCUUCAGUCAGAGCUCACACCUUAUGAGACAUCAGAGAAUCCACACAGGAGAGACGCCCUACACAUGCUCUGAGUGCGGGAAAAGCUUCAGUUGGAGCUCACACCUUAUCUCACAUAGGAGAAUCCACACAGGUGAGAAACCGUAUGGAUGCUCUGAGUGCGGGAAAAGCUUCAAUCACAGCUCUGCCCUGAGAAGACAUAGGAGAAUCCACGCAGGAGAGACGCCCUACCCAUGCGCUGAGUGCGGGAAAAGCUUCAGUCAGAGCUCACACCUUAUCAGACAUCAGAGAAUCCACACAGGGGACACGCCCUACACAUGCUCCGAGUGCGGGAAAAGCUUCAGUCGGAGCUCAAACCUAAUCACACAUCAGAGAAUCCACACAGGAGAGACACCGUACACAUGCUUUGAGUGCGGGAAAAGCUUCAAGCGGAGCUCACACCUGAUCAGACAUCAGAGAAUCCACACAGGAGAGAAGCCCUACACAUGCGCUGAGUGCAGGAAAAGCUUCAGUCGGAGCUCAUACCUUAUCACACAUCAGAGAAUCCACACAGGAGAGACACCCUACACGUGCUCUGAGUGCGGGAAAAGCUUCAGGCGGAGCUCAUACCUUAUCAGACAUCAGAGAAUCCACACAGGAGAGACGCCCUACACGUGCUCAGAGUAUGGGAAAAGCUUCAGUCAGAGCUGUGCCCUGAGCGCACAUAGGAGAAUCCACACAGUUAUUUUUAUAGGUGCUGAGGCCCCUUUUCCUUUUGAGCACAGCUGUUUAACCCUCAGGCCUGGCUCUGGAAACCUCCCCAAAACUGGCCUUGUGUUUCUUUCAUGUUUGUUAUCUUUGGGAUUCACACAUCCACACUACAUGCGGUUCACAGCAACAGAUACUUUGAGAAAGCUGCUGGGUUAAGCAGGCCUUUUCCAAACUGACAUUGGCCCAAAGUCUGCCUCAAUUCAGCUGGAUUGGGACACGUCUGUAUCAAAGGAGUGGUUCACACCUGAUUUGUCCUGAGACCUCGGGGAAGGGGUAGUAAGAUAGCAUAAGGAGGAAUCGACAACAAUAAAGUUAAAGGUAAGGGUGAAAGACCCUCACCUUGCAGGUCAACAAGCCUGUUCUGUUCGUUACCUCUGACGCCUCUGGCACUGGUCGCUCUCAGGCAGCACUCUGGGCUAGAUGGAUGAUUGUGGCUUUCCUCAUCUGAAAGCUCUGCAGCAGAUGUGCAUGACAAUGUGAUCCCAGCACUCAGUGCUUGUUUCCCGAGCCCAAAAGCAGCGUUCCACUGUGGUCAGCACCUCCGUGAAUGCCACGAGCAAUCUCCUGUCGUAGCUACUACGUGUGGCAAGAUCAAUGUUGAACUCCUCUGCCUUUGUAGUUUAAGGAAUAACUCCACUGCCACUCAUGACAUGUAGCAUAUUCGUCAACAGUGUGGGAUCCAUUCCUGUAGUACGAAGAGGCAGAAUGCACAGUACACCAACCAUUGAAAGAUGGCGCCAAAUGCUGAUGGAGGUGCAGGGAUUGCUGGGAUGUGAAGCAAUGCCUCAUGGGCCAUUGGGACAGGACUCAGGAUGUCCCGUGACCCCCUCUGCCUUCUCACAACUCUUAGCAGCAGAAGAGGAAGCGAUGCACGGUGGGGUGAACACCGCUGCAAGUGCCGCAAGUGUGAACAUGCUAUUGCACAGGCAGCUGACAGUGUGAACACACAAUAGCGAUGUCCCUUCACCGCUCUGUGAGUGGCACUGAACUCCCAGCACUGUAACUCUGCCAGUGUAGACAUAGCUUCAGACAGACUGACUGCCAGGAUCCUGGGACUGAUCCCUCUGGGGAAUGAAGUACAAUGUCAACAAAACCCUGCGAGUCCAAAGUGCUGGACCAUCUAUGCCAUUACCUGGUUCCUAAACUGCAGCUACAGUUCCUACUCCAGGUGAAUCCAAAGACCGAGAGGAGCAGAGAUCCAACCCCUUAUCUUAGAAAUGCUUUAUUCCUUUUUCUAUUCUGUGUCUGUUUCUUUUUAUGAACUUGGAGACCUCCCAGCCUUUCUGUUACAUUGGGGUGUAAUAGUGCGGCUGUGUGUGUGUGUGUGUGUGUGUGAACACCUCUGAAAUCUACAAAGGAAAGAUGCUAGGAAGAAUAGUUCCCCAAAGCUUAAUAGCUUUAAAACUCUGCCCUAUGAAAUGACUGAAUGCAUGCUCCUCACCUAUGGAAGCAUUGCAAGGCAUUGAGCUGUCAGAUAUGUAUUGUUCAGCAAGAGCUGUUUGAACUUCUUUUACUAAUGUCUCUCUAAGGUUUGUAUGUGUUCUGGGUCAAGAGGGCGAGGAGAAGUGUUAGCUACACAAUAGUGACAUCUAAGGAGAAAACUGUAAUUGGCUUUGAGGUUGUAGGCUAAAUGUAAGCAAUAAUUUGGUUUUGAUGUUGAUAUAUUCAGCUGGCUAAAUCUGGGUUGCAUUGCCUGGGUAAAAGGCUCUGAUUGGGGUUUCAGCAUCACUAAAUAUGCACCUGCCUUUUUCGGUUGCUCUUUUAGGGUUUAUAAGGGUUGAUUUUCUGCUGUACUAAUCUGAUGGUUUGUCUAAAUUGAUGACUUGAUUCCACUGCAAUAUCAUUAACUCAUUGAGUUACUGAUUUGACCUGAACUUUAUCAUUGUAUUGUUUAACCCUUAGCUGAGUGGUGUCUAUAGCAGUGGUUCCCAAACUUUAACAGCCCGCCAACCCCUUUCUCUAAAUUGUGAAAUCUCAUGAACUCCCUCCUAAAAAUGAAUAUUUCCAGGGUUUUAAAUUUAAAUUUCCUCAGUGUGAUGGAUGUGCUUGCUUUGCUCUGCAUAGCUCUUUGAAGUCUGGAACCUUUGGAGAAAGAUAAAGUUUCAGGUCUGGUUUGGCAUCAAGUCUCUUUCUGUAUUUCGUUUUCAGAUGUGCAUACGAGGAAAAGGCUUUCUCGCAUAAGUAUGUUGUUGAAAAUGGUAACAAAACUGCAGCAGCUUUUUCUGCCAGAAGGGGGUACUCGUUUCUUAAACUCAGCCAAAAGUUGAUCAAUGACAGAUUUCUGAAACUCCUUUUCAGUUUGUAAUCACGGGAGAUCUCAAUCAUUUUCUCUUUUUCCUCAGUGUUCAAUAUCUGUGUUGAGAAAGUGGUAUCAUCAAAAGGGUUGCGAAUCCAGUCAUUAUCGCUGAUAUAGCUGGAAAGUAAUCCCUGAAAGUUGUGCAAAGUCCUUUUAGGUGUGCAGUUAUAUUGUUUUAGUGCACUGAUCCAACUGAAGUUUAUGUUCUGCCAGGAAGUCAUGAAGAUUACUGAAACACUGUUUGAUUGUUUUCCAAACAACUUUCCCAGAACUGCAAUUUCUUUAUCAUGGAUUCAGCUCGGUCUUGCACAUUGAAAACUGUUAUAUUGAGACCUUGAAGAGAGAAAUUUAUGUCAUUAAUUCUUGAGAAAAUAUCUGCUAAAUAAGCUAGGCUCUGGAGACAGACAUUAUUUUCCAUACAGCUGGCAAGGUGGAAAGGGUGGCUGUUGAAAAAAAGUAGGAUUUCCGUUUUAAGCUCAAACAAGCGCAUCAGGAUUUUGCCCCGUGACAGCCAUCUAACUUCAGUAUGGGUCAACAGACAAUGGUGUAUACUACCCAUUUCUUCACAAAGUACGUGAAAUAUUCUGGAAUUUGUUGACCGUGAUUUUAUGAAAUUCACCAUUUUCACUGCAUUGUCCAGCACUUCCUUCAGGCCCUCAGGCAUGCGUUUUGUUGCGAGGGCUUGUCUAUGGAUGCUGUAAUGAGUCCAAGAGACUUUUGAUGAAACGUUUUUUGUUCGAGCUACAAAUCCAGGAUACUUCCCCGUCAUUGAUGUGGCCCCAUCAGUGCAAAUGCCUAGGCAACAAGACCAAUCUAUUUCAUUUCUUGAAAAUAUGCAUUAGUCAGAUUGAAAAUAUUUUCUCCAGUUGUACAUUCUUCCAAUGCUCGGAAAAACAAGUCUUCUUCAACCAGACCUUCAUUCACAUAACGUACAAACAGUAGCAAAAUAGCUAGAUUAGCUUCAUCACUUGAUUCAUCCAACUGUCUAGCAUAAUAUGGACUGUUUUUCACUCUCUGUACAAUUAUGGUCUCUACAUUACUUGCAUGUCAUUAAUUCUUCGUGACAAUGUAUUAUUGGACAAAGGUACCAUGUCAAUCCUUUUUGCAGCCUUUUCUCCGAGCAUGCAAUGAACUACGUCUUUUAUACAUGGACCAAUCAAGCUCUCUGCUACGGUAUGGGCUUUUGAUGCUUUUGCUACUCGGUAGCUCACGCGGUAUUGUUGUACUUAAAGUACUGCACAGGAUCUUUUCAGGGGGAAUAAGACAAAAUGCCACAUUUAUUAGUAAUACAUGUAUUCAUUAACACUGUAUCAUAUGCAUAUAAUAUAUUACACUUACACUCACACACACACACAAACACACUCCGUCUUGUUGUUACAAAUUAGUUGCGCUCCCCUUAACUUCACUGGCCAGGUGAGUUAGAUGGGGGAGGGGUGGAGCCGGGCUUCUGCCGAUCCGGAUCGAUGCUCCCAUGUUGACAAGACGAGACCCGGGGUCCUCUGCAAGACACCUCACUUUUAUACCAGCUUCCCUCUUAUGCAAAUCUAUACCAGAUUCAAACUCUGUGUCUGUGUCCAUUGGUCCUUUGUGCUGCUUUCUUUUGAGUGUUGUCCCAAUGCUGCAAAGAGGGUGUUUCCAAAAGAAGGUGCUUACUUCUAACCCCCGAGGCCGUCAGUAUGUCUGCUUGUCUUUAAUGAGCCCACUUGACACGUUUUAUUGUCCUUGGGUCUGGCUCCCAGCCCCUCUCCAACAGUUGAGGCUGUCUGGAGGUGCUGCCUUCCAUGCCUUGCUCAUCCACACCUCAUUCAUUCAACAGGGCAAUUGAUUAAGAGUGGGGGGGGGGAGAGCUCUUGUUCUACUGCUAGCAAAAAGAAAUUUUUCUUCUAUCUUAUUCUAUCCUUAGGGGCUAUAAUAUUAUACCAAGGGCAAUGCAAAGUUUCUAAAUAAGGCUUUGAUACAAAGUCCCAUGAAAACAGAGGUCACACGUGGGUAGACCCACCACAAGGUUAUAUGAAGAGGCACAAUGUAAAGUCAUAUGAAAAUUAUCAGAGAUUUAUCUACAGUAUGAUGCUUCAAGUGCAUUUUCAUUAUCAGUACUUGCUUUGGAUAUAAAACUGGUAAUGUCACUUUUCCUCUCAGCUAAUUUUCGCUUGAAAAAAUCAACAGGCUUGUCGAGUUGUGCAGGAUGCCUAGUUUCUAAAUGGCACCAAAGUAGAGAAGGUUUGAGGCUGCUGUUUGCUAGAACAUCACCACAAAUCACACACAGUGGUUUUGGACAUUCUUGAUCACCAAUGCAUGUAAAGCCAUAUUUUAUAUAAUCAUACAACCAACAAACUAGAAAAUGAGAAGAUUCACUCAAGUCUCACUGAAGCAAAACAGCACUCCAGAGAGAAUGACAAUUACAGAGGCAACUUAACACUGCUACACUGGCUACAACGUGCUUCCGGCUGGUUUGGCUCCCAAACAGCUUUUCUUCCACCACGAGGUUUCUCCCUAGGAGGGUGUCCUGCGAGGGACAAAUUAGCUGGGAUCACCCCCCACGUACAGCACUGCUCCUGCUAACUCAGUCCUCCAUGCCAGCUUCCCCUGUCUGACAAGGAUAGGAGUCCAAGCUGCCACCUUCAGGUCUGGGGUUCUCAGCUGCCACCCUGCCCACCACAGGGCUCAGGCUACUGGCCCCGCACCAGGGCCUGGGCUGCCAGAUCCACUCUCCCUGGGGCUCUUGCUGCUGGACCCCAUUGACCGGGACGGUCAACUGAGCUCCACUGAGUUUGUGCUGCAGGUCCCGCUGACCUCUGGGGCUCGGGCUGCUGGCCCCAGCUGUCCGGCCCCACUCUCCCUUGGGCUUGGGGCUGCCAGCCCUUCCGGAGCGCUGGGGUUCGGGCUGCCGGCUACCCCUCUGACGGAGGCAUGGCUCGGGCUGCCAGCCCCAACUGCACGGCCCUGCUCUCCCUGAGGCUCUGGUUGUCUGCCCUGCAACCGUGUCCCACCUGCUGCCUCCAAUGUUGGGGUCCUCUGGCCACCAUUAAUGAUUUUUUUUCUUGCGAACCCCCUGUAACCUUCUGCGAACCCCAGUUUGGGAACCACUGGUAUAUAGUCAUUUAGCCUUAGUGAUGUGUGCUCUUGGAUUUAUUUGUUUGUGUUAAUAAAACAUGUAACUGGG